Messenger RNA from Osmerus eperlanus (European smelt), 4296 nucleotides. Its product is annotated as deoxyribonuclease gamma-like. NCBI's taxonomy places the organism in Eukaryota, Metazoa, Chordata, Actinopteri, Osmeriformes, Osmeridae. The coding region runs from base 168 to 1040 and encodes 290 amino acids. Gene Ontology annotation, cellular component: nucleus. Gene Ontology annotation, biological process: DNA catabolic process. Gene Ontology annotation, molecular function: DNA binding; deoxyribonuclease I activity. The transcript is spliced from 8 exons. The record is from RefSeq and is a predicted model, not a curated record.
AAUAGAACUGAGAAUAGGAGGUGGUUUCCUCUGAAAAAUCAUGCAGGUCAGGUGCUGGGAGUCACACAGCUAAGCCUAUAAGUGUCCUACAGGAAACUAUCAUCAGCCACUGUACUGGUGACCCCUCAGUCAAACCUGGUCAGAACUGUGCUGCCUUUGUGUCAAUAAUGGCAGGCAUCUGGUUUGCUCUGGCCCUGCUGUCCAUCGGUGAGGUCUCUUCCCUGAAGAUAUGCUCUUUUAACAUCCAGUCCUUCGGGGAGAGGAAGAUGGAGAGGACUGAGGUGGUAGAUGUGAUUCUAGAUAUCAUUGCUCGCUGUGACAUCAUGCUGAUCAUGGAAAUCAAAGACGCCAGUGGGACUGCUUUCCCUCAGCUGAUGACACGCCUCAACAGUAGGUACAGGUCCAGGAGGGCAGAGUACAAUUACAUCAUCAGUGAGAGGCUGGGACGGAAGUCUUACAAGGAGCAGUAUGCUUUCAUCUACAGGCAGAGGCUGGUGUCUGUCAAGUCAUCGUACCAGUACCCUGACACCCAGGCUGGGGACGUGGACGCCUUCUCCAGGGAACCCUUCGUUGUCUGGUUCUCUUCCCCCAAGACAGAAGUGAAAGACUUUGUGAUCAUCCCCAUCCACACCACCCCAGAUGCUGCCGUGAGAGAGAUAGAUGAACUUUAUGAUGUCUUCCAGGAUGUGGACCAACGAUGGACUUCUGAGAACUACCUCAUCAUAGGGGACUUUAAUGCCGCGUGCGGUUACGUACCUCGGAGGGAGUGGGCCAACAUCCGCCUGAGGUCUAACAGCAGUUUCCUGUGGCUGACAGGCAACAACAUCGACACCACAGUGAAGGAGUCCACCAGCUGUGCCUAUGACAGGGUGGUGCUGCAUGGUGAGGAGAUGACCCGGGUGGUGGAGCCCACCUCUCUGGAGGUGUUUGACUUCAGACGAGAGUACCACCUCACAGAGCAACAGGCACUGUUGGUGAGUGACCAUUUCCCAGUGUGCAUCACUGUGAAUGCAGCCCAGAGGAGAGGCAGAGGGGGCUGAUGGAGCACCUGUAGAAGUGUGUCUGUGGGGGGCAGUUUCUACUGUAGUGUGUCUGUGGGUGUUUCUACUGUAGUGUUUCUACUGUAGUGUGUCUGUGGGUGUUUCUACUGUAGUGUUUCUACUGUAGUGUUUCUACUGUAGUAUUUUGCUUUGCUCCAGUGCUCUUUUUUGAGGCUUCAUUCAAUCCAACCUGUGCUGCAGUACCUGUGCAGUACCUGUGCAGAUCUAGUUCCUGCAGUCAAAUACAUUUACAGAGACGUUUGGAUGUAGUAAAAACAUCACUGUAAUUCCACCAGGUAAAAGUUUUGCUCACCCUUUCAGCCUUUGGGGUGUGAAUCAGAGACAACAUAGACACAAUAUAUUUCUCUCAAAGAGCUGCUCUGAAGUGAGUAGACCCUGUCAUCCUUUCUGGGGUCGAACCAUUCAGGGCCACUGAGAGAACAGAGAGGCUAUAGUGGUGGUCUGAGGAAAGCUUGUUGUACCCCACUGUCUCACCUGAAGCCUGCAGUCAUGUGACCCAGUAAGAGAAAGCAGUGACUGGCCUUGUUAAUUAUAAACCAGAAGAUUUCAGGUGUCUGUUUUCCUGUUGCUAGGAGACAGUCUGUAAGAGUUUCUGUUUUCUGUCUCAUGUUAGCUUGCAGCUUUGACCUGUCUUAUCAUGAUGAAUGCUGUAAUGCCACAACACAAAGCAUGUGGGAUCUUUGACUUUUCAAAAUGUACUAACCAUUCAGCCAAACAAUGUUUUGUAACAAUAUGAAGGCCAUUUAACGCACGUCAUUGAAAUAAACAACUUUAUAAGACACUUUUUGAAUAAUCAGUUAUAAAAACCGAACAACUUAAACUGUUAUACUCGUUAUUUGGAGAGAAUUGCUUUUUGUUUGAGUUCAGUGAUAACAAGGCCAAAACAGCAGGAAAGAGAAGGUUGUUCAGCUUGUUACCCAAGACGAUCAGUCGCUGUUGGAAAAUUGAAAAUCCCAUUCCUCGCGUAGAAAGUGUUCCUCACCACUCCUGACUUCCCGUUGGUCGGAGAUCUGUAAUCCUGUUCAUAGUCACCUAGGAACACAACCUUUUAGUUGUUUUGAUAGCAUUAUCGUACUUCACGAUAAAACACUAAGAUGUAAGCGACUGCAACAGCAUGUGAGAUAUCAUUGACUAAUCCUUUGAAGUCUCCUCGAUCAAGCUAUGAAAGUGACUCGUCGCACAUAUCACAACUCCCACUUUCUGAUCACUUUCAAAUGGUACUGACAUAGUAUGAGUAAAGGCUGUAAUAUCUCACCCAGUCUCCAGCCGUAUUCCCAGGAGGACAGGAGAGGAUAGUCAAACUUCUCCUCUGGGCCUUUCUGGGUGCGUCUGUGCAGGUACAGGGUGCGCCCCUUACCCUCCUUGGAGAAGCCCUGGUACAGGUCCGCUGUGGUCUGGGGGGUCACCGGUCUCAUCAGGGGGGCUUCGCUGAGGGACCGCUGCACCACCACUGGAGCAGGCACCUCUCUCUUCUUCUCCCCUGGCUUCAGGACCGGGGGGAGGGCAGGCCCGGUCCUGGAGGACUCUGGGAGUUGAAGUUUGGGAAGCCCAAGGUCUCUGGUCUUGCGUGAGAUGAAGGCAGUGGGGUAUUGGUGGCUGUAGCGACUCUUCCAGGCCAACCGUGUGUAGGUCUCCUUCUCAAUCUGCUCGCGGUAGCAGUUCUGGUUCUGGGUGGUCAGCAGGUUCCUCAUUCUCACUCCCCAGUCUCUGGACUACAGGCUUGUCAAUUGCGUUCAACACCACUUAGCAUUCCCUCAGAUCAGGAUGUGAGGAUGGCUUGCCUGUCCCGAGAGCAGAGCUGGCUAGUAGGACCCCCUCCGUGGAGGAGCUGAAGCACUUGGUUGCAGCUCCACAGACAACAACACAGGAGCUGCUGGGAAACCUAAGAGUGGUAUGUUGCCCUCCCUCCCUCCCUCUCUCAGGUCACCCAACCAGAGUAGAGGGCGUGCAUGUCGAUGGGCUAGCGUUGCACCUACACUUGAUAUGGUUUCUUUCAUCUGCACAGGCAUGGUUGAAACAAAGGGAGAAUCUCUUUUCUGGUGGACGACCGAUUCAGUUACCAUAUCCUGUUCCUGUGUCCUCAGGCCUGGGUAGGUGAGGAAGCCAUGACAUAUAGGACACCCAUUCAUUUAAAUGGAUGGUGUUGUACAGUUUGUCCAGAUGAUGGCAGUAUAAGUCUAGAUGAAUAUGCCAUGUUGCGAAAGACCAAGACAUGGUGGUGAUUGGACUACAAAUGGAAUGACUGGAUUACAGAACCCUAACUCUCUACAGGCAGGAUGAGCCAUUUACGUACGCAAUUCCAUAAUUCUUUUCCCCCCCUAAAUUUCAGUUAAUUAUCAUAAACAAAAAUAAAACCAGGAAGCUAUAAAGAGUUUCCAGGCCUAAGCUAUUAUUGUGCAACUGGACAGAAGAUCCAUUCAUUCACCAAUUACCCUUCAGUCAACAAGUAGGAUAGCAGAAGAGGGAUUGAGUCACAAUAAUAAGGAUGCUUUUGUUGUUGAAGGGAAAAAACGAGAACAAAACCAACCCUUUUGGCAGCAUCAACAACAGGCAUUUACUUGUCUGUGACUGUCCUCUGCAGUCGCCUGGCCACUCAGCCUUCCUGCCCCUGCAGAUUUAACAUCCUGUCUCUGAGUAUUUGUUAAAAGGUUUUGGUGUGAGGCUACUUAAGGACAUCCCUACAUAACUAUAUAUAGUGUUGUUGGCCAGGGAGCUAAGGGGAUAUGCCUGUCACAACACUGAUAACCAAACACUGACCACUUCAUCCCACACAGUAAAAACCACAAGAAAAAUGAAGUUUUUCAACUUUAUUUCCAGUUUGCUUUUAUUAUCGUACAUCAAUGUACAAGAUCUACAUCAUACAGGAUAUAGAUCAAUUCAUGUUUUUCACAUUUGAUCACCCAAUACAAAAAGAAAAGUGUGACUGUUUUGUCUUUUAAAAUACUUAUUACAAAAUACUUUCAUCCCAUGGGUAUCAAAACUAUCGUUGAUAUCAUAAACCUACACUGAGACGAGACAAGAAUCAGAAGUAUACAUACAUGAGUAACAAAGUUAUUCCUGAAAGUGUAAGAAGAUUUUAAGACCAGGAUAGAAUUGAUUGUGCAGAGUAUAGAAAGCAAGUGGAGAAGCAUUUGUUUCUGGUGGAUGAACAUCGUAUAGACAACUGAGAUUUUAACACAAAGUUGCAAACCAGUCAGACAGCAGGUAUAUAUAUUCGAAAUAGCAAUAUGGUUGC